AUGGCUCUUGUGACAAUUGAGAAUGCUGAGAAAUGGCAAGAGAUUUCUAGUUUGGUAUUCCGGACAUUUGGCACCCAUAAAAUUCUCUGGGUUGGAGCUUUUACCGGCGAUCGAUAUGAUCAAUUUGUUUGGAUCUCAACAUGGGAACCUAUCACAUUUUCCUAUUGGCAUCAUGGCCAACCAGACUUUUAUGGAAAUAAUGAACACUGUUUACAAAUUGGUUGGGGACCGAACAUGCAAUGGAAUGACCAUCAGUGUCAUGUGAAAUUUGGUUAUAUUUGCGAACGUCGUAAAGAAAAGAAAGAAUGCGUUUGUGAAACCCCAAAACCGGUUGAAUGUAUUUGUGAAAAGAAAAAGAAUUAUGGUAGUUUAAUAUUUCAUUUCGAUAAUCGCAAACGUCAACUACUUCGGGUUGGAGCUUUUACCGGUGAUCGACAUGAUCAAUAUGUUUGGAUCGAAACAUGGGAACCGGUCACAUUUUUCAAAUGGCAUCGUGGCCAGCCAGACUAUUUUGCCAAAAAUGAACACU
This is a messenger RNA of Musca vetustissima, 529 nucleotides long. RefSeq names its product lectin subunit alpha-like. NCBI's taxonomy places the organism in Eukaryota, Metazoa, Arthropoda, Insecta, Diptera, Muscidae. The record is from RefSeq and is a predicted model, not a curated record. The annotation marks the transcript as partial. The transcript has 3 exons.